UGGAGCACAAGGGUUAAUAAUUUUGUGGAAACAGUUAGAGCUCUCUCUCUCUCUCUUUUUUUUUUGUUCCUCUUCUGCUAGGUGUAAGUAUACAGCAGGGCCCUGCAGAUUGUUGGCCUUCUCCCUCCAAUAAACAUCCACACUCUCCUUACACAUCCAUACUCUCCUCCUUUCCUCCUCCCAAGCAGAGCACAUGUGUCCAUAGUACUACGGAGGAGGAGAAGGAGGAGGAGGAGGAGAAAGAAGAGGAGGAGGAGGAUUCUUUAGAGAAGAGAGCCCUUUCAAAGUUCCACGCUGCAGUCUCUUACUGCAGUCUCUCCUUGCCACCGGGAACGGGCACAGCCCCAGGUCCCUCUGAAUGAAUUGCUAAACUGCCACCUGCUUCUGAGCAUUGUUCAACCUGGCAGAAUCCUUAGAACCAGGAGCAGGUAAAUAAAGGCAGCUAAAGCUGACUGCUGGUUGCGCAAAAUCCCCCUGGCUCUUCUGGCUAAAGUCCUACCACUUCCUGUACCUGGCAGCAGCCUGUCUUCUGGGCCUCACCUGUACACGUCUGGGUAGGAGCCAGUCAUCUCCGUCCAUCCACAGCCAUGAAUUUCCUCCGGCGACGUCUCUCUGACAGCAGCUUCGUGGCCAACCUGCCUAAUGGCUAUAUGACGGACCUGCAACGCCCAGAUAGCUCCACCAGCUCACCUGCUUCCCCAGCCAUGGAGAGGAGGCACCCCCAGCCCCUGGCUGCCUCCUUCUCCUCUCCAGGAUCCAGCCUUUUUAGCUCCCUCUCCAGUGCCAUGAAGCAGGCCCCUCAGGCCACCUCAGGACUGAUGGAGCCUCCAGCUCCCUCCACGCCCAUUGUUCAAAGACCCAGGAUCCUGUUGGUGAUCGAUGAUGCCCAUACAGACUGGUCGAAGUAUUUCCAUGGGAAGAAGGUGAAUGGAGAGAUUGAGAUUCGAGUGGAGCAGGCUGAAUUCUCAGAGUUGAACCUAGCGGCCUAUGUGACCGGGGGCUGCAUGGUGGACAUGCAGGUCAUGAGAAAUGGGACCAAAGUGGUGAGCAGAUCCUUCAAGCCAGACUUCAUCCUGGUCCGCCAGCAUGCCUACAGCAUGGCCCUGGGGGAAGACUACCGCAGCCUGGUCAUCGGCCUGCAGUAUGGAGGGCUGCCUGCUGUCAACUCUCUCUACUCCGUCUACAACUUCUGCAGCAAGCCCUGGGUGUUCUCUCAACUCAUUAAGAUCUUCCAUUCCCUGGGUCCUGAGAAGUUCCCGCUUGUGGAGCAAACAUUUUUCCCCAACCAUAAGCCAAUGGUCACAGCCACACACUUCCCGGUGGUAGUCAAGCUGGGACAUGCCCACGCUGGAAUGGGAAAGAUCAAAGUGGAAAACCAGCUUGACUUCCAGGACAUCACCAGCGUGGUCGCCAUGGCCAAAACCUAUGCCACCACCGAGGCCUUCAUCGACUCCAAGUACGACAUCCGCGUCCAGAAAAUUGGAUCCAACUACAAGGCUUACAUGAGAACCUCCAUCUCUGGGAACUGGAAGGCCAACACAGGCUCUGCCAUGCUGGAGCAGGUGGCCAUGACAGAGAGGUACAGGCUGUGGGUGGACAGCUGCUCGGAAAUGUUUGGCGGCCUGGACAUCUGUGCCGUCAAGGCCGUCCACAGCAAGGAUGGCAGAGAUUACAUCAUCGAGGUAAUGGACAGCUCAAUGCCGCUGAUCGGAGAGCAUGUGGAAGAGGACAGACAGCUGAUGGCAGACCUUGUUGUCUCCAAAAUGAGCCAGCUCCUGAUGCCAGGAGGCACAGCGCCCUCGCCCCUGAGACCUUGGGCUCCACAGACUAAAUCAGCGAAGUCCCCAGGGCAAGCCCAGCUGGGGCCUCAGCUAGGACAGCCCCAGCCACGCCCACCUCCGCAAGGAGGCCCUCGCCAAGCUCAGUCUCCUCAGCCCCAGAGAUCUGGAAGCCCCUCCCAACAGAGGCUCUCCCCACAAGGCCAGCAGCCCCUGAGCCCCCAGUCCGGAUCUCCGCAGCAGCAAAGGUCACCAGGCUCUCCACAGCUAUCCCGGGCAUCCAGUGGAAGCUCCCCAAACCAGGCCUCCAAGCCAGGUGCCACCCUCACCUCACAGCCCCGGCCCCCUGUGCAGGGCCGUAGCAUCUCCCAGCAGGGUGAAGAGUCCAAGAAGCCAGCACCACCCCAUCCGCAUCUCAACAAAUCUCAGUCCCUGACCAACAGCCUCAGCACAUCCGACACCUCCCAGCGUGGGACCCCAAGUGAAGACGAGGCCAAGGCCGAAACCAUCCGCAACCUGAGGAAGUCUUUUGCCAGCCUGUUCUCUGACUAACGCCAUCCAGGCUGGGAGGGGAAGAGUGCUCUGCUACACUCGUCCCCCUCCUGCCUCAUCUUCCUUCUCAGCCUUGGUUCCUGAUGGGAACAGAAUGGAGGGCCUGAGAACAUACUUUCUAAAUGCCUUUGACCCAGGAACCAAUUAUCUAUAUUUUUUCCAUUUUCCUUUACCGUGACAUUCCAGCAUUGUCUGACUGAGAGGUGGGCCUCUGAGAGCCUCCAAGUUCCUCAAAACAGGCCUGAGCGACGGGCAUCACACUCUCUGCCUACCCACAUGCCUGCUUCCCUGCCAGAUAACCAAGUGAGAUGUCUGCAAGUGGCUAGUUUUCACAUUCUUACUAGUAUUUGGCUCACCUUUGGGCAAAGGCCCCCUCUAGGCCUUGCCCCACCUCCAUCAAACGCAGACACUGUAGUCAGACCUCAGCAAUAUAGGAGGCAAUAAUCUUUUAACAGUGUUUUGCAAACAAAAAGAGAAAAUCCCAGCCAGGGGAACUCGCCACCUGCCCAGGCUAGUUCCAUCCACACUCAAGACCUACCCUUAGACCAGGCAGGCAAAGGCCCUCAUCACACUCGACCAUUAGUGGGGUCCUGAGGCCAAGAAAGAAACCAGACCCUGUAUGACAAGUGGGGUUUUUCAGAACACAAUAGAAACAGGGGGACCCUUGUAAUGCCACUCAUACUCAUAGCAUUAUUCUUAUUUGGACAGCCAAGGGCACAUCACAGGUUAUUGUAGGAAUAAAGACUAGUUUACAAAGGAGAAAGAGACCCUGCACUUCCCAAGGAAAGGGUCAGUUUCGGGCUCCUGUACCUAUUCUGUUACACCACUGUUUGGUCUCUCUGGCUUCCCACCAGGAAUGCCGUUUCCUUUUUAUGGAUCUGUUGGGAACCAGAGAGAAUCAACAGAUCAAUGACAUAGGAUCCGAAGUGCAAUGAUAGUCACUUCUAGUUUGGCAUUUCACAAACUCUGUACAGCAAGGUAUUGGUAGGUUACUCAAUUUCAAAAGGGCCCCAUGGUCAACUAUGUUUAGGAACCACUGUUUGUAUUUCUUUUUUGGAGAUGCAUUGUAUAUAAUGUAUGUCAAAGGCUUUCGGAAUUCCUGCAGGAAAGAAAUCAGCUUUGUUAAAUCCAAACUGAUUUGACUCAGCAAGUUAGUUGCAGAGCUGGAAAAAGUAGUCUAACUCCCUUCCCAGUGCUCUUUCCCCUAUACCAGUCUGCCUCUCAUGCUUAGAUAGGGUUCAGGGGUGAUCCAAAUCACCAAGCACCUGGUGCUAGAAACACUGUAGGUGCCAGAAGCAGCCUCCUGGUCCCAAAGAGAGCCCAAGAUAUUAGAACAUAGCCAUGUUAGCCCCUUGCCUCCCACUUCGCAACCUGAGAUAUGUCUUCCCUUUUCUGUCCACAGGGAAGAAAGAGAGGGAGGUAAAAAUGGAAGUGGCUCUGGCCUGGAGCAGCUUCUAGUUAUGCCCAAGCAAUGUAGAUUGUUUGGUAAUUAGCCGAACUCCAUCCAGGUUCCCAGGAGCAUAAAAGCAAACAUCUCCUUUUUGGUCCUCCAAAACCAAACUGGAGUGGUGACGUCAGGGCCAGAGACCCUCUCCUUCUGUGGGCAUUGGGUCAGUUAGAACUCUCAACCUCAGAAAAGCCUGCCUUCAAGCUGGCUUUUGACAGGCUAUUGGCUGGAGACUGGCUCAGUAUCAAAAGUGCUAGCUGUGCACCUGGCUGCCAGAAAGCCACUUGGCCUUUAGGGUGGUCCUCUUCACAUUGCCCUCUUCCCUCACUCAUGAUCAGGUCUGGAUUUAAGAGCAAGAGACCCCAGGAUAAUUCAGAAGUCUUCUCUCUCUCCUCCUGUUCAAGACUCUUGGUCUGGGAUUCAGUAAUAAGUAGCAGACCUGGCAUAAGAAAGAUCAGAUAGAUAGGUCCAACUGCCAGUGACCACUGGGAGCCAUAAUUUGGCAGCUGGAGACUGGUAGGCUCAGGCCUGACUAACACUGGCUAGGAUCAGCAGCAAAUAAAAUAGCCACUGUGUGAGGUGAGGUGAAGAGGUGAAGGCCUGGUACUCUUUCUAGUGCCCAAAAAGCCCACCACCCUUAAUCUAGCUCCAUGCUCGGCUGAGUUCCAUGUUAUAGGACAGUCCCUGCAUGUCUGGCAUGUCUGGAGCUCACUCUGCCCAGUAACACAUCUCCCUUCUUUUUGCUCAGCCUGUGCAAUGUAACAGAACUAGUCUGGCCAGGAGCUGGCAGAAUCCUAACCAGAGGCAGCUGAGAUGAUGCAGUGGGCAGUCAGACACAUGAAGCUGCUGCUUUGCAGGCAUCGCUCUCAACACAUUCUUCUAGACCCGCAAGGUGGGUGGAGGUGGGGGUCCUGGGGUCAGUAUCCCACAGUCAUGCUUGGGGGAGGUCAGGUGAUGGCAAGGAAUAGAUCAGACCAUUUAUAAUCCGGUAGAACUUCGCUUCAUCCUCCUGCUGCUGCUCACUCAAUUCUCUCACCACUCCCUGGGAAUUUCGGAAGAAAGCCAAGUGGGGCAUAAGGAAAAGAGACAGGAGGUGAAAUUCAAAAUAUCAGAUGCGGGUACCUUUUAAAGCUAUUCUGUUAAAAGAAAUCUAACAGAAGAGAGUAUAAAUAUUGAUUAACGUAAGGUUUGUUGAUUAGCCAGUGAUUCUAGGAGUCCCAUUACUUAAACACACACACACACACACACACACACACGCACGCCUGGAUAAUAACUGGGAAUUGACAAAUGCGCAUCCUAAAAUCCUGUCACCUCGCUAUCAGUUCAUAGUUCUCUGAAAACCGGCUUCAAGAGGAGAAUGGCUUCCCCACUUCCCCAAGAAGAUAGGGAUCACUAGUAUAAGUCACACAAUGAGAGAACCAGAAUACCAGCCUCUCAGACUGGAAGGUUCCUGGGCCCUUCCCCCUUCUUUCCUGACGAGGGCAGGUGAGGUUCCCCCAUUAGAAGGACCUGGGGCACUGCUUAUAAGAGCAGCCUAUUACAAGAUUCAAGCACAGAGAGCUAUAGGAGUUCAAGUUUGGUUUCUUCCUCUUAAAAAAAUAUAUAUCCACCCUCCUUACACAGGGGUAGUCCUUUCAAAUAUUAAUAAAUAAUGCUGUGCGACAUCCUGAAUAAACAGGUAAGAGAAAACUUGUAGGGCAGGGUGUAACCACAAGGUCCUCGUUUCAGGAGAUUAAGAACACAGGUGAAACCCCUGUGGCAAUCGUCCCUCUUCAACAAUCUCACCCAAUUUUCACUUAGUAAUAAAAGACAGUUCAAAACACACAACCGAAUGGUAACAGGCUGGACAAAGUUUCUCAACGUGUGGGCCACAGCCAUGGGCAGAGCUAGUUACAAAGGCAGAUGACGCUUCAUGUCGGACUAAAGGAGUCCGAAUUUCUGGUCACAGGACCCAGAACCUAUAUCUUUGUCAAUCUCCCCACUGUGAAUGCACUUUGACGUGAGACCAGCAACCCUGAGCUGGGCUGUGUGGGAAAGCCACUGCAUGAGAAACAGUACUGCUAUGGGUGCGCUAUAGUCUCCAACGCAGCAAAGAACCCACUCCUUUAGUGAGUGAAACUAGUGGCCCCAUGAACAAUGACCACAUAGCCUAAAUUCUCCCAUAUUCCUAUAUUCUGUCCUUUGGCCUCAGACACACCUCAGCAUUCAAAGGGUAUCUCCCAGAUACUCCAGUAUCUGUGUACAACAGUAGCAAAAGCUCCUUCCAAACUCCAAAUCAGGCCAGGCAUCCUGAUUUUUAUAACCAUACACAGAUAUAUCCAGAUCCAUGAUGUAACACUAGUUUAUAGCCAACACAUUUAAAUAAUUUCCCCACUGGGGCCAGGCACAGUGGCUCACAUCAGUAAUCCCAGCACUGUGGGAGGCCGAGGCGGGCGGAUCACGAGGUCAGGAGAUCGAGACCAUCCUGGCUAACACGGUGAAAUCCCAUCUCUACUAAAAAUAUAAAAAAUUAACCGGGUGUGAUGGUGGGUGCCUGUAGUCCCAGCUACUAGGGAGGCUGAGGCAGGAGAAUGGCGUGAACCCAGAAGGCAGAGCUUGCAGUGAGCCGAGAUCGCACGACUGCACUCCAGCCUGGGCAACAGAGCGAGACUGUCUCAAAAUAAUAAAAUAAUAAUAAUAAUAAUAAUAAUAAUACUUUCCCCAUUGGUCUGUGUAUGAACAUAGGAACCAAGGACACAUAGGUCUCAUGGCGACCCUAAAAUGGUCUGUUUUGUCACAUAGGCUAGCAGGUGUUCCUUCCAAAAAUGUAACCUUUAAUAACUGUGACAUUUUGAAAUGGGAAAGGGCAAAAAGGAGGGAGAGGGGAGUCACACUAUAUAGACUCUAAAAUGUUAUGUUUGUUGUUUUUUUUGCUUUGUUUCACAACUUUGAGCCAGAGAGAGGCUAGCAUUUUCCCUCCAAGCUGACUCGGGGAAGCUGAAACACAACAAAGACCUAUUUGAUUUGUGCACAAUGAACAGGGAUUUAAAAACGCAGCCUUAGCGGACAGCUCUACCAGCCACAGAAAAGUUCUUCCAGAUCUUCCUCCCGUCAGCUCGAUAAAAUGGUACUGUACUUUGGUUAAAUGUAAAAUCAGCUUUCCAGGAACAGUGGAAUAUCCUUUCUCUUCCAUCAGUUCCCUAGAUUCUCUUCAUUACUACAUUCUCUAGCCUAACAUUCAGUCCCUGCUGAAUUAACUAAUAUUCAGAUACAUUCAAGAUAGAACUAACACUCAGUUCUAUCUUUCCAAAAUUUAAGGGGAUGAUAGGUCUUCACUCACAUGGUAACAAACACAGCAGCAAACCCCAUAAAACUGAACAUCAACUGCCUUCUGGAAGUUCUCACCUGGCAAGCUAGUGCAGGUAUCUUGUGCAUGGGUCAAGAGAGUGAAGCUCAGAGCACGUUGCUUGGCACCCAGCAGGUGUUCAGGACACGUUUUAGCUCAGCCCUCCUAGAAAACUAUGAAAGAAAAUCCAAACAAAAGUAUUAA
Molecule: messenger RNA, 7306 nt
Organism: Nomascus leucogenys (northern white-cheeked gibbon)
Lineage: Eukaryota; Metazoa; Chordata; Mammalia; Primates; Hylobatidae
Gene: SYN3
Product: synapsin III
Exons: 14
Coding region: 588-2330 (580 amino acids)
Biological process (GO): neurotransmitter secretion
Cellular component (GO): synaptic vesicle; synaptic vesicle membrane
Molecular function (GO): ATP binding
Source: RefSeq, a predicted model, not a curated record